AUGCCACGCCGCGUGGUCGACUCGGAGAGCGAGGACGACGAUGUGCCGCUCUCUACCCGUGCCGCUGAGCAGCAGCCCAAGACCUCCAAAGGGAAGCCGCAAGGUGCCAGGGCGCCAGAGAAGGACGAGAAUGGCAACGAGUGGCACUUCACGGGGCACAAGUGGCUGGGCGUCCUCGUCGCGCGCAGCUUCGGGCGCACGGUGGCCGUCGGUCAAAUCACCAAGUGGCUUCCGCCCGACGGCGAGGACGGCGCGCUCUUCAAGGCCGUCCACCUCGACGGAGACGAGGAGGACCUUGAGGACCACGAGGUGGUCGAGGCGAUCCAGAAGUACCAGACGACGGGCCACGCGGCUCGGAAGGCGAAGGCCGCGGCUGCGACGCCGCCGCGCCCCCGCAAGAAGAUCCGGCGCGUCAAGCAGGACGACGAGGUCAAGGAGGAGACGCGCGCGGCGCUCGAGGCGGAGGCGGAGCGGCGGAGGCAGGCGCGGGGCAGCGAGGCGUCGGCGGUGCGGCUGCAGCCGGCGCUCGGCGCGCAGCUCAAGCCGCACCAACUGAGCGGCACGCGCUUCCUCUUCGACAACAACUGGUGCGGCGAGGCGGAGAAGUGGUCAGAGCGGGCGAAGAUGAGCUACUUCUACUACCACGUCAAGGCGGAGCAGCCGCUCAAGAAGCGGAUCGCCACGCUGCGCGAGUGGGCGCGCGACGGCGGCGUCGCCGUCAUCGGGUACGAGGCGCUGCUCGCGCUCGUCAAGGGCAAGGCGCGCGAGCAGGCGGUGCCGCUGCUGCAGCAGCCGGGCCCCGAUCUGAUCGUGCUCGACGAGGGCCACCGCAUCAAGAACAUGCAGAGCAAGCAGCACGCUGCGCUCGCGGCGGUGCGCACCCGCCGCCGCGUCAUCCUCACGGGCACGCCGCUGCAGAACAACCUGAACGAGUACCACGCGAUGGUCGACUUCGUGCGGCCCGCGCUGCUCGGCACGGUGCCCGAGUUCCGCAACCGCUUCGUCGCGCCGAUCACCAACGGCAACACGCUCGACGCCUCGGCGGCCGACGUGCGGCUCUCGCGGCAGCGGAUGGCCGUGCUGCACGACCUUGUGCAGCCCUUGCUCCGCCGGCGCACCGCCGAGAUCCUGCGGCAGGCGCUGCCGCCCAAGCGCGAGAUCGCGCUCUCGUGCCGCCUCGCGCCCGUGCAGCGCUCGCUCUACAGCACCUUCCUCGAGCACGCCAAGGCGGCGUCGGGCGCCUCGGUGCGCGGGCUGCUCGGCGGCUACCAGACCAUGCAGCAGAUCUUCAACCACCCCGCCACGCUCUACCGCUGCGUCGACGCCAAGGGCGCGGCGGGCUCCAAGCGCGAGGCCUCGGGCUACGACUCGAUGGACGACUUCGUCAGCCUGCACCUGAUCGACCUGCUCGAGGCGGUGCUCAAGCGGCGCACGCGGCCGGCGGGGGACAUGAAGUGGAAGCGAGGGCGCGACUACAUGCGGCUCGACGGCACGACGCCGCAGGCGCAGCGGCAGCGGCUCGUCGACCACUUCCAGGACGAGGAGAGCGACGCGCGGCUGCUGCUCAUCUCGACGCGCGCGGGCAACCUUGGGCUCAACCUGACGGCCGCCACGCGCGUCGCCAUCUUCCGCGCGUGGCGGUACGGGCAGACGCGGCCGGUGUACGUGUACCGGCUGCUGGGCGAGGGCACGGUCGAGGAGCUCAUCUACAAACGGCAGAUCUCCAAGCACGCCGUCAUCUCGGGCGUGUGCGACGACGAGCAGAUCGCCACCUCCUUCUCGCAGGCCGAGCUCUCCGAGCUGUGGUCGCUGCGGGACGAGGCGCCGCGCCCGUCGGCCGAGCUGCUCGCCGAGCCCGAGGCGCGCUUCCCGACGGUCGAGGGCAUCGGCGCCGACCGCGUGCUGCGCCGCGUGCUCACGUCAGAGGAGUCGGGGCCGUGGGUGGCGGCGGUGGACGAGACGCUCGAGCUCUCGAGCGAGGAGCGCGCCGCCGGCCAGGCCGCCUUCGAGGCGGAGGAGCAGGCCAAGCGGGCGCAGAGGCUCCCGCCCCCGGCGGGCUUCCGCUUGGGCGCGGCGGUGGUGGUGCAGGGGCUGCAGUCGCGGCCCGAGCUCAACGGGGCGAGGGCGACCGUGCUCAACUUCGACGAGGCCAAGGGCCGCUACCAGGUGCGCCUCGGCGAGGGCCCGGAGCACGAGGUGAUCGCGCUGAGGCCCGCUUGCCUGGUUGAACAUGUGGAAUAG
Messenger RNA from Emiliania huxleyi CCMP1516, 2241 nucleotides. RefSeq lists its product as hypothetical. Gene Ontology annotation, cellular component: nucleus. The coding region runs from base 1 to 2241 and encodes 746 amino acids. The record is from RefSeq and is a predicted model, not a curated record. Lineage: Eukaryota; Haptophyta; Isochrysidales; Noelaerhabdaceae. The transcript has 8 exons. Gene Ontology annotation, molecular function: ATP hydrolysis activity; ATP binding; ATP-dependent chromatin remodeler activity.